GGAGGAGGAUCAUGAUUUUCGUACGUUUAAAUCAUUUCAAUUCAUAAUCGAACAAUACAGUUCAUUUUAAGUGUCAGGUAUAACGGGAAUUUAAUAUAAUGCAGAGGUCAGGAUUUUGUUACGUUUUUAAGUAAUCAUUUUGCAAUGAUUUUGUAUCGCCAUGGUAAAUACCUCGUUUAAGUCAUCGACAAGUUACUGUCGUGAUAAGUUAUAAAGAUGGGGAAUGUGCACCAUUGUUCGCCGUGUUCGCUUGUAGGUCGCGACACUGAUUUAAAGGCUCUUUUCCGUCACACCAAGUUGAAGGCAGGGUAUAGAUUAAUCCAGAUAAACGGAUCCGAAAAGGUUGGAAAGUCCAGGGUUAUUAAAGAACUUAUUAGAAGGAUACAGAGUGACGAUGACUGCGAGAGAAAGCUUUUGUAUCAAGACGUUAAACUUGACGUUCAAUGCAACUUUUCCCAAAAGUCGUGGGUCAAAAAUAUGUGCAAGUCAUUUGGAAAAGACUUUCAAGCCGUUGAACAAAAACUCAGCGACCAACGCGUGUGUGAGUUCUUUAAAGAAUGGUUCAUAGAUGUUGUGGCCGAGCAAGACGAGAACGUGCUGUUAUUUCUCGGUAACGUGGACUCCUUUAUGCAAUCACCUCUAAAAGACAACUUUCUUGACUUUCUGAAUAUGUCUCUCAGCGUGUGUUCUAGAUUGCAAAUCGUGCUGACAACGUCCAUUAAGUUAAAACUCACACAAAAGACUGUAAUAGAUCACGAGGUACGCCCGCUAGGGGACGACGCCGUCAUGUGCCUGCUCCACGAAGUGACAAACAACUACUACAAGGACUGCGAACUAGAGGAUCGCGAGAUGCACAACGUCCAUCUACAGAGAGUUGCGAAACUGUGCGAAGGUCGGCCGCAAAUCGCCAUUACAGCUGGUGUGCUACUCUUAGAAGACGAUUAUUUAUUGGAGCCGCGGGAACUGCUCGAACUCAUGAUUUCCUGUCGCCGGCGUUGCCUUAGUCCCUUUAACUGUCCAUCUGACGAGCGAAUGGAAAAGCUGGGUGAAAAUUUUAAGCAGCUGGAUGAAGAGAUACAGACGUGUUUCAAGCGGUUGUCCCGUUCUGGACCGGACGCGACCAUAGCUGAAGAUUCAACCUUUGCCAUUCUCAACAGAGGAAACGAUUCGAUUUCGAGAGUGAAGCAAUUUGUUGUAAAGAAACUUCUUGACCAUAACUUGAUGAAGAGACAGCACGAGGACCGGACGUUCGAGCUCCAUGGUGUUGUGAGGGAAAAUGUGCUCGCUCCAACAGACCCAGAUAUGAUGAACUCCGCCUUAGUCAACAUUAUUCGCGAGGGUGAGAAAUAUCUCCCUUUGAUCAACAUCAACAAAGGAGUAAAAUCAUACUGGUCCCCGGAAAUUUAG
Messenger RNA from Mya arenaria, 1407 nucleotides. RefSeq lists its product as uncharacterized. NCBI's taxonomy places the organism in Eukaryota, Metazoa, Mollusca, Bivalvia, Myida, Myidae. The record is from RefSeq and is a predicted model, not a curated record. Bases 217 to 1407 code for a protein of 396 amino acids. The transcript is spliced from 5 exons.